AUGUCACACAAAAGUACGAAAUAUACAUAAAACGAAAGUGUUUUCGUAAGCAAAUUGUUUACAAACAAGAAAUAUUUGGUUUUAAUAUCGAAAUGGAUAAUCAAGUUGUAACAGCAGCCGCCGUCACUGCCGGAGCCAUAUUUGGAGCAAUAUCUCUUAUCAAGGCAUUUUCCAAAGAUGAAAAGAUUCGGGUGAUAAGCAAUCAAGCAGAUUGUCGUCGGGGAUUGAAAGAAAUUUGGGAGCAUUGCAGAGAUUACCCCGUGAUUGGCUUUGAUUGUGAAUGGACAAAUAUGGGAAAUCAACGUCAACCGGUCGUUUUAUUACAGCUCCAGUCUUACCAUGGUCUUUGUCUUCUAAUUCGUCUUCCCUACGUAGGAAUUCUUGAAGAGCUUCAAGAAUUGUUGGAGAAUGAACGGAUCCUAAAGGUUGGAGUUGGUGUUGAUCUUGAUGCAAAGUAUUUGUUCGAGGAUUAUCGUGUUCAUGUUAGGAGCACACUUGAUCUUCGUUACAUGGCUGUAUUGGCGAAAUGUGAACCUGGAAAAUUGAUCAAGAUGUCUGAAGACUGUUUGAAAUUCAAACUCUGCAAAGAAUAUGCAUAUUCGGACUGGGAUGCAUCGAAUUUGAGUGAAAAGGCAAUCGAAUAUGCAGCAAAAGACGUACACGCUGCCAUUGAACUGUUCAAAUACUUUGAAGAGCGCAUUUAUGACGGAUGGAUGCUAAGAACUUCCCGCGAACGCGUAAAAUAUGUCAUUGACAGAUUUUGUUCGAAAUUUUUGAACCUAUAUUAUAACGGAGCACAGGGUGUUCCUCACGCACUCAUUCGUCAACGAUUGUCAAAUUAGAUCCGAGAAUUCGAAAAUAAACAGACUCCAGACAUUGAAUUGACUUCGUUCUUUAUGAUGAAUGUAUGCAAUUAUUUUAAUGUUAUCGAAAAUUAUUAUUCUGAUUGUUGAAAUUAAGGGAAAAAUACCUUUUUCAUACGUUUCAUAGUAUUU
Messenger RNA from Contarinia nasturtii (swede midge), 995 nucleotides. Its product is annotated as exonuclease 3'-5' domain-containing protein 2-like. The transcript is spliced from 3 exons. Gene Ontology annotation, biological process: nucleobase-containing compound metabolic process. Lineage: Eukaryota; Metazoa; Arthropoda; Insecta; Diptera; Cecidomyiidae. Gene Ontology annotation, molecular function: nucleic acid binding; 3'-5' exonuclease activity. The coding region runs from base 93 to 842 and encodes 249 amino acids. The record is from RefSeq and is a predicted model, not a curated record. Gene Ontology annotation, cellular component: cytoplasm; nucleus.